AUGAGCAUGCCGUGUGUAGCUCCCACUCGCUGGCAUCAGAAACACUAGAUAUCUUCGGUUCCGAGCUGUACAGAUUCAUACAAAUACACACCAGCAUUGGCUAGACGGAGGCUGCGUUCUGCCAAAACACACGUUGGGGAUAGGCUGUGAUAAAUAAGAAGGGGAGAAAGAGUCCAGCAUCUCUCGCACACACAAGACUCAAGCAGGAUCAGCACCUAUGAAGACCAGACUAGGCUGCCUGUCCAACAAAUCUGACUCCUACAGCGACUUCUCUGAGUUCCUGCCUCCUGCCCAUGAAACCACCGCCAGGUGUCUGAAAGUAUCAACGGAUGAGGUUGUUCGAUGGUCAGAAUCGUUUGAUCAUCUCCUCUCUCACAAAUAUGGCCUGGCUGCCUUCCGGACAUUUCUCAAGACCGAGUUCAGUGACGAGAAUAUCGAGUUUUGGAUGGCCUGCGAGGAGUACAAAAAAAUCAAAAGCUCAACCAAGCUGGUGUCCAAAGCAAACAAGAUCUUCCAGGAGUUCAUUGAUAUUCAGGCACCCAGAGAGGUAAACAUUGACUACCGCACCAGGGAAAAGACCAAGCAGAGCCUGGAGGAUCCGUCCCCAACCAGCCUCAACGAAGUCCAAGCUAAAGUCUACAGCCUCAUGGAGAAAGACUCCUACCCACGAUUCCUCAGGUCCAAGAUGUACCAGGGUAUAGUCAACAGGGCGCACGCACAAGGCCAGCGGAGGUCUGUUUGACCGACUCUGAUGAAGACCACAAACGACAUAAAACUGGACCUACACUGUCAAUCACUCGUAAACCCUUUGACAUCAUCUCUGAAUACUGUGAAUCUGCAAGGAUGGUGUUGACAUGCUUGACUGUUUCCUUUGUUUACACCAGCUCCAUGCAUGCAAUCCCUCGAAAAAGACAUGUCUUGGUGGGCUGCACUUACGUUACAAAGGAGGAGAUUUGAUGAGAAUAAGCUAAUAAUUUUACCUCUACUUAGUGCUGGGUGAUAUGUUAUAUCAAUAAUAGUGUAUAUUAUCACAAACGAUUACUAUGUGAUAAUGAUAUUUACACAAUUUCAGAAGAUAUCAGACAUAUACCAUGUCAUUAAAAUGUAUACUGGUAAAUUAAACUAACAACAACUACUAAAUGGAGCGAGCAACAACUGAAAUGCCACAACCAAUUCUUGAUCUUAUAAAAUUAUUUUCCGUCAUUCAAAAUAUUUAUUUUUAGUUACAGGUGCUAAAAGAUUGACUUGAGAAUAAGGACCGUGAAAUGCAGUCGAAAGCUCAAACUGUUUCUAAUAUCAAGAAUAAACUAAGGGUUGUUUGCAGUUUCAUUACACAUACCAAGAUGUAUAAAACUAAAUUUAAAUUUAAUUAAAUAUUCCAUAAGUUGAUUUCAAUAACUCAACAGGUUUUGACCCACUAUUAUUAUUAUUAUUAAUAAUAAAUUCAUUACCACGGACAUAAAAUAAAUAAAAUAACAUUGUUUGAUGUGCGGUUUCUAUGCACCACCCGUGUUUCCUUAUCUGCUGCAAGUCUUGUACUGUAGAUAUUGAAAAGCCCCUUAAGGCAAAUUUAGAAUUUUUGAUAUUGGGCUAAAUUAGUAAGAUUUUAAUUUUUUAUUUGAUACCAUACUCAGAAGUACCAUUCGCUGGCUUCAUUGGUUAAUAAACUGAAUAGACUUGUGGGGGUUCCACACACCACUUGUAGAAAACAGCCGUACUUGACCAAAAGUACUGAGUUGAUUUUUAUUCCAUCAUCAAGACAAAAACAUAUUGAACAUACCGCUUUGUUUUAUCGCCCAGCACUACCUCUACUUGUCUUCAGUUCUUUGUGAAAUAGACACCGUCGUAUGCAGGUGACUAGACCUGUUGUGGUAGUUUGUGUGUUUACGACGAACAAUGAACACUUAAUAUCUGAAACUGUGCCCAACUAGAUUGCACUUAGAUAUUGAUAUAACUACAUAAUCCUGUGUAUUGUAAACUCUUGCAGGUGUUCUAUGUGACAUUUGAUGUGGAGUAUAAUGAAGUAUUGGGUUCCUUUUUGCUUUCAAUUCACUCAAUCCAGGAAGUGGAAAUGUGUCAUCAUCCCUGAACUUGUCCUGCAUGGUAUAUACAGUUCAUCCGAUUGGGCUAAUUGUUUAUUGCUGGCCAGGAUUCUGUAGAAUUUUAGUAUUUUCAGUUAGAUUUGAUUAGGGCCUUGUCAUUGAACUAAAAUAACAUAAUUAAAAGUAAGCACAAUUUCUUUGGACUACUGAUCAACAUUGGAUGCAAAAUGACUGCAUUGAAUGUGCGAAAUAAAAGCUAAUUAGAAUAUCCUACUAAAAUAGAAAUUAUAAUUUACUAUACUAUAAUUUGCAAAAAUGUACAGCAUUAUCAGCACCCAGUAAAUAGAAUAUUAAACAUAGGCCUCCUAUAAUUAGUGAAUUGAAAGCGACAGCCUGACCCCCAUAGAAUCUGUUGAAAAAUGUGUUGUGCAAAUUUCCUAAGGAACAGCAUGAUGCAAUGCUCAGAUAAAAACUAUUUAGAUAUUCUUUAACUUGUACAGUAUGUUUUGAAAAUGACUGCAAAAAAACAACUUAAGUCUAGAAUAUGUCACUAACGUGUCAAUGUGUUUGAAAUGUGCUCCAUCAACAUUUGCACUCCUUUUUAAAUAAGCUGAUUGAAAAGAUUUCAGGGGAGAUAUUUUCUUUAUUGCAUGUGUACUUUAAAGGCCAAACUGUUGGAAAUACAACAAAACUGGCUGAACAACAUAUCGCCCUAUAUGGUAUGUUACUGUGUUCCACAUGAAUGUAACCUCCCCCCUAUAUUUUGUGAUUAAAAAUGAAUCUGCAUCUA
Cottoperca gobio is the source of this 2832-nucleotide messenger RNA. Its product is annotated as regulator of G-protein signaling 8-like. Lineage: Eukaryota; Metazoa; Chordata; Actinopteri; Perciformes; Bovichtidae. The record is from RefSeq and is a predicted model, not a curated record. Bases 218 to 742 code for a protein of 174 amino acids. The transcript has 5 exons.